Messenger RNA from Drosophila willistoni, 773 nucleotides. RefSeq lists its product as uncharacterized. The transcript has a single exon. The coding region runs from base 89 to 595 and encodes 168 amino acids. Lineage: Eukaryota; Metazoa; Arthropoda; Insecta; Diptera; Drosophilidae. The record is from RefSeq and is a predicted model, not a curated record.
CCAGGCCAUUCGUGUCAAGUCGCAGCGACGAGAAAGUUCAGUUUGGUUAUUAUUCGAUACAAGUUACAAGCCAAAGGAAUUUCUAGCAAUGCAUUCAAAUCAAUCGAAAGGAUCAACCGCCUUGCUGCUCAGCCUUCUAAUAUUACUACUCGGGGUCACACUUAGCCAUGGCGAUCUAUUGGAUUGCGAGGAGAAACUGCCCGGUCUAUCCGAUUUAACCGAUAAAAUCUCUGAGGCCACCGGUUCUAGUUCGAGCACUGAGCACGGUGUGCGUGAUUUCUUCAAGAACUUUGGCUGCCAGAUCAAAAAGGGUGCCAAAAAAUUGGGCGAAAAGGCUAAAGAUUUGGGUGAAGAGCUAAAGGAGGGCGCCCAGAAGUGGGGCGAAAAAGCGAAAGAUUUGGGUAGUGAUCUAAAGGAACGCUUUGCGGAUUUCCGUGAAAAACUCUCAAAAGACUCGGUGGAGGAGAUGAGCAAGGAUCGCGGUUUCUUGGCCAACGUUGAGAUCAUCAAUCCGGAUAUACUCAAGGGAGAGCAACAAUGCGGACAUGGUCACAUUUUGGACGCUUUGGGCAACUGCAGCAAGUUGAGAAAAUAGGACCUGAUCUACAAAGAACUUUACUAAAUAUUUUACUUUAAUUUGUGUGUUUUUUUUUUUUAAUAUAUAUAUUUUUUUUUGUGUUCUCCUUUAUAUUAAUUUAUACAUAUAUGCCUACGAUUUUUGCAUUAUUUUGUAUUCCCUUUUGUGUGUACAUAAAUAAAAGAAAAAAGUGAUA